CAUAAGUAUUUUUAUGAAUUAGCCGCACAGGAAGUUGGCGCCUUUGAAGUUCGUUGAUUGACUGAUGGCUUAAGGAAGUCAGAAAAAUGCAAGAUAUCAAGAUUUGCAAAUGCUACACUUUAAAAGACUAAUCGAACUUAUAAAAAUAGGAGUAUAUCCAUUUAGAUUUUAGCUAAGUGAAAUAUAUCUAAAGCAGCCAAAGUUCAGCAACAUUUGAGCGGCGCCUUUAAAUAAAUCAGCCGUAAAGACAACCAAAAAGAGAAAGGGAGAGCGGAGAACGGAGAAGGGAGCAGCGGUAAUGGUCUUACAAAGAAUAGCCGUCUUUGUUAGUUAUCCAAUUGUUGUUGUUGUUAUUGUUGUUGUUGCAGCACCCACACACAACCAUGCACAAGCAGCUGGAGUGCAGCUAUUUUUAAUUAAAUGCAAAAUAAGCGCCAGCAACAUGCUGCCAACAACAUGGCGGGAGCUUAAUGUUGCUAUUGCAAAUGUUGCCAAGAUACAUGCUCAUGUUGCCGCUCUAUAGCUGAUGUUGCUGGCAUUCAGUUGGACACAAAACGCCGGCGCGUAAAGUUUGCCGUUGGAAACGAACGCGUCAAAAAUGUUGUUGCAUUCAAAAGUAUCGAAAUAAAAAUAACGAAAAAUAAGUAUAUUUAGGGAAUUGCGUGCAGUAUGAGUAAGAAAAUGUGGCACAAAAUAUUCAAAUCAAAGUCACAAAAGCAACAACAAUUGAAUAAAAUCAAUAAGCGUCACAGUCGCGACAUCUACGAGGAGUAUCAGCAAUUAAACGAGCUGCUCAAUGGUGAAAAAUCGCAAGCAUUGCGUUUUUGCAGUGAAAAUGAAAACGAAAAUGGAAACGGGAAUAGCGGCAACAUCAAUGUGUUCGAGCAGCAGCCGCAGCAAAGUUCUUUCAACUCGACGGCGGUCAGUGAGGCGCAACAGUUGCAGCAGCAGCAACAAUCGCAACAGCUGUCAACAUUUUCGCGCGUACGCAACACAUUCUCUCUGCGACGCAGCAGCAACAACAACAACAGCAACAACAGCAAAAAGCAAACACCCAAUGCCAAGUCAAGUGAGUCGGUUACGCCCACAACAACGCCUACGCCUACGCCUACGCCCACGCCCACGCCUACAAUUGUGGGCGCUGUUCAGCUGCAGCGUGUUUUGAUUAUUGUCAAUCAGAUCGAUAUGGCAGCAACAACUGUUGCUGCUGCAACAAUAACAACAACAACAACAACUAAUACCGCUACUAACUCCUCCGAUGCAGGUGAUGAUGAGUCCUUGCCACCACCGCCACCACCGCUCACCUCGGGCAUGAGCAUACCCGUGCCGGAGCAUGGAGGAGGAAGCACUGACCUAACACCUUGUCCCAACUGCAGUCGCACCUUUAAUCCAAAUGCUCUACGCAAGCAUGCGGUUGUCUGCGAGAAGAUGAUGGCCAAGAAGCGCAAGAUCUUCGACUCGUCACGUCAACGGCGAGAGGGCACCUCACUCUCCACCUAUGUGCUGCCCAAGAAUUUUGGACUGCCCAAUGCAGAGAAGGCAGCCGGAGUGCAUACACCACCGGCUGUUACCCGAGAGUCAUCCACAGUGGUGACCGGUGAGAUCGCUGCUGGUUCUCCUUUGCCGACCCGUCGCAAGCCUGAUCCGGAGAAGGCUCGCGCCACAGGUCGUGGCUCCUUGCGCAAGGGAGCAGCUGCUGCUGCUGCUGAGUGUCCAUCCGCAGCUGCACCACAAGCCGCACCACCACCACCAGCAGCAGCUGCCCCACCAUCUCGUUCCAAAACAAGGCGCUCCAUUAAGGAGCCUGCUACUGAACGCUGUCCACAUUGUGAGCGUAGCUUCAAUCCCAAGGCCUUCGAUCGUCAUGUCGAGUGGUGCAAGGAGAAGGCCAUUCAGGCCAACAUGAAGUCGGGCAACACAAACGAGACCAACAAGGCCAAGGAGCGCAUGGAGGCACGCAAACAGUACAGGCCGCCCAAUCUCAAGACUAAGCGCUCAUUAAACCGCGAUAAAUACUCCGGCUCCCACGAGGAACAGUACGAGGCUGAAAUGGUGGCCCAGAAGCAAGCUCAAAUGUCGCUCUCAGCGAUGACAUCGUCCGUGCACAGUGAAAACGGCAUCAGUCCACUAGCUAGCGACAAAUACGAUCCCUUUCUGUCCGCCAAGCGUCAGCUGGAGGAGCUCUGCUCACCCAACACGCCGCCAGACAACGAACCGUCCACAGUCACACCCACAUCCACCAUGUCGACUUCCUUGACGAGCACACUCGGCAAACCACAGACCACGACCACGACCACGACCCCGACAACAACAACUGCGUCCAAGUUGACACCCAUGUCGAACUUUCGACGCACUUCAUCAUUGCGUGGACCACGUCGCACGCCGCUACUGCCCAGUCGUCCGCUCUUUGCUACCAACUAUCGUCCGACCAUACAGCGUGGACUCUCCGACGAGGGUCCCAUCUCCACCAACUUCCUCAAGCCGGAGGAGUUCGAUGAGAUGCCCGUCCGUGCGGCGUGUGUCAAUGAUUUCCAUAGUCCGCGAGUUGUACGCCGGGAUACGAGCGCCUCCAAUCGUAAGCAGCAACUUAAAUUGCCGCUAGGUGGCGCCACUGAGGCAACAGAUGGCACAGCCAAGCAAGCGGCAAGAAACGUGGCCAAAACCGACUCAUUGGCCGUGUUCCUUAAGUACGAGCACGAACUGGAGCAGUUGAAUGCCAAGGCAGCGGAAGUGGCAGCCAAUAGCAAGGAACUGAACAGCAAGGAGCUCAAGGACAAAAGCAACAAUCUGAGCAAACAAAACUCAGCCAAGAAUCUAACAAUCAAUCCCAACAGUGGCCAGUUGCCGCCACUGACCACGCCCAUAUGUCCAACACCAACAGCAGCAACAACAGCAACAGCAACAACAACAGCAACAGCAACAACAUCAGCCAAGGAGCACAAUGGAAAUCAGACGCACAAUUUCUCAACGCCUUUGCGCCUGGAACCCAUCAGCAAACCAAUGACUCCACAGCUGAGCUGCGUCCAAACUCCAAGCGGUAACAACAACAUUAGUGGAGCACCCAUUAAGCUGGAGAGCAUCUUUGGGGUUAAUCGAUUGGGGGGCGAUUAUAUUGAUCCCAAAUUGAUAAAUCCCUGUGAUAAUCUGCAUGUGCAGCCAUCAUCAACGGGCUCAUCCUCCAAUGCCAGCUCCACGCCACAGCAAAUCCCGCAGAGUCGCAGCAGCUCCCAGUCCACCAUUACCAUGGCCCAGGAGCAGCGUCGUCAUUCCGGCGAUUCGCGUAAUCUGCUGAAAAGGAAAAUGCGCCUGGGACGCAAUCAAUUUCUGUACGAUGCCUCGCCCGAGGAGGAGGCAUACAUCUCCUCGGGCAGCUGUGCGGAUGAUGAGGGGAAUCGCUCGUCUCUGGAGUCCGAUGAGCAGUGCUGGCAACAGCAGCAGAAGCAGCUGCUCUCCAAUACACAUGCACAUCCAUUGGGCAUGGCAAAUGUAUUGCCACAGCUGCCGACAUUUGAUGAUUUUGAUUUCGAGGAAUUUCUCUCAUCAUUCGAGAAUGAGAAUGAUGAGGAGCAAUUUCCGCUGUUUCGCGAUUGUCGCGAGUUUCUGCUGAAUCGCACAACGAGCCGAAAUCGCUCGUUACAGAAAGCGACUUUGACUUUGACUUCGACACCACAACCACAACCACAGUCCCAGACACAACCACAGACGCCAACAGCCACACAAAGAGCUGUUGCUGCCACAAGUGGCAAGAGUUCGCAGCUUAUUAUGUCAGCCAGUAGUCAGUACUAUACGCCCACAACUAAAGAGAGUCACGCCCACAGAUCCGAUUCGAAUGUCUCAAGUAGUGGUGGCUCCUUCAAAUCGCCACCGAACAGCAGUGGCUCCUACAAAUCACCACCGACCAGCGCUGGCUCCUACAAGACGCCCAUGACCAGCAGCGAGGAGAAGAUGCAGCGCCAAUCAUCGAAUAUGGCAGCUCGCCAAAGAUCUGGCGAUGAUACACAGAAGCGUGAGAUCUUCAUCAGCAUUGACACGGAACCAAAUGCCCAGGGACGUUCGCCCAUUUCACCGGAUUCACUGCGUCACAUGGUGGGCAAUGCACAGACACAUGUCGAUGUGCUACAGAUUGACAAUGGCAAUGAGCCGGAGCAUGCCAGGUUCAGCAAGAUCAGCGACAGCGAGGAUCAUCUCGAUGCUGAGCUCGUCGAUGAGCCUAGCCGUGCUCAUUACAAGAGGCGGCUAAACUCAACGGCGAGCACAGCAGCGACAUUGCCAUUGCCAUUGCCCAAUGUGGAGGCCAACAAUGCCAAGAAUGUGAUUGAGAAAAUGCGCAGCGAAUUCAAGCAGUUGGGCGAGGAGGUUGGCGCCUCCAUGCGACGCGACAUGCUGCAGCGCAAGGAGCAGUUGAAGCAGCAUCAACAGGAACUGAAUGUCAACUCACCACUGACGCCAUCGCCCUCGGGUGAUUCCGACGAGCUAAGCAGCCUCGACGGUUACCCCAUGUCAUCCUCACAGUCGUCGCGACGCGGCGCAAGUUCCAAGCUCAGCUCGGAUUCGGCCUAUGGCAGUAGCAAUUCGCCAUAUAGCCUGUCACGUCAGCGUUCAGGAGAACAGCAACAUUCAAGCAGCGCUCAGCGCUCUCAGAAUCAAAUGCGUCCACACACCGCGAGUGGAGCCAUGUCCGACAAGCUGAGCAACAACAUGAUGGAUGCCUCGACGCAGGCGCAGGUUAAUUACGGCACACUGAAAGCUCGACAGCGAAUGUUUGCUGGCAGCUUCGGAGGUGGUGGUGGCGGCGGAGGCGGCGAUGGUCCUAGCGAAUGUUGUCCUGAAUACUCCAGUAGCUGCUCGGAGCACUCGAUGCCAGUGUCCGCCGCACAGCAGCAACAACAGCAACAGCAACAACAACACAAUUCAAAUUUUAAUUACCAACAGCAGAAAUCUCAAAUGCAGGCAGCCUACAAUAACAAUAAUAAUAACAACAACAGCUACGAACAUAAUGUCAAAAAUAUAAACAACCACCACAACAAUAACAACAACACUAUGACACCAACAACAUCACAGCACUCACUUGUGAGCAACACUUCGAAUGGAUCAUCUAACAUGAGUGCGAGUAUGAAAAUGUCCAAAUUCUGUCACGAAUGCGGCGGUAAAUUCAUCAUAGAGCACGCCAAGUUCUGCAUGGAAUGCGGCGUAAGACGCGUCGUUCUCUAAGAAUAUGUACUAAUAAUUCGUAGUAGUCCUACACAGACACAAACACACUCACACACACACACACAGUGGAACUAACCUGUUGGCCUGGCAGGAAUCGGUAGCGGAAAGAGUAGAAGGUCUUAUACCAAAUGUAGUUAUUACAUAUAAUUUGUGAAAGCAUUAAUAUAUAUGCAGAUAUAUACAUGCAUAUAUACUAUAUACGCAUAUAUAUUGACUGCUUAAAUAUAUUUUAAUAAUAAACAACAACAAAAAAAUGUUUGAAAUCAAACAACAAAAAAAUACAAUAAUUAAUUAUUAAUUAUAUAUAACAAGAAAUUUGGCAUUUUUUUUUCCAAUAUUUCAAUCUGUAAUUACGAAUAUCGUUUUCUCGUCCUUUAUUAAAGAAACAAACACUUUUAACCAAGUUGUUGAUUAACAAAGACUGAACAAAUUUAAAUGAAAAGCGUUGAAAGCACACAAAAAAUUAAGUUUUUAAUCGAAAUUAUUAAAAAAAAAACGUUUUCGAAAUCUAACGCAAUCACAACUUCAAUUUGUAUUUGUAUUUUUUAAACUGUUUACUAAUUUUAUAGACACUGCUUAGAUAUAAUAAUACUUAAUAUGAGCACAAUAUUUAGCUCGACUUUAUAAAGUUGGAAAUAAAUGGAUUUGCUUCACACAUUAACA
Messenger RNA from Drosophila innubila, 5874 nucleotides. Its product is annotated as homeobox protein 5. The transcript is spliced from 6 exons. NCBI's taxonomy places the organism in Eukaryota, Metazoa, Arthropoda, Insecta, Diptera, Drosophilidae. The record is from RefSeq and is a predicted model, not a curated record. The coding region runs from base 670 to 5211 and encodes 1513 amino acids.